AUGGUUUCAAAAUCGAAUAUUUUACUCUUAAUCGCCAUCUUCUCACUUCAACAAUUCGUUUUCAUUAAAACAGAAACGGAUGUCAAAAUUGUACCAAAUGAAAUUUUGACAGUGGAAGAAGAAAAACAAGUUAUCAAUGAUUUUCAAGAUCGUUGUGCAAGUACAAAGUGUCGUGACGGUGAAACAUGUGUAUUGAAUAAAGAUGGUGAUGCUGAAUGUGCCUGUGUUGCCCAAUGUGAAGAUCCGAAAGAUGAACGUUUAAUGGUUUGUACAAAAGCUAAUCAUACAUAUACAUCGGAUUGUGAAUUCUUUCAAAUGCAAUGUUGGUGUCGUAAAGAUGAUGAAAGAUGCACGCGAAAGGAAGCUGUCGCUGACUCGAUAGAUUAUUUUGGACGAUGUCAAAAUUUGGGAGUUUGUACCGACUUUGAAUUGGAAGUUUUUCCAAAACGAAUGACAACAUGGCUCGGUGAAAUUCUUGAUGCUUUGUUUGUUCGUAAAGAUCUCGAUGCCAAAUACGAAGUUUUAGUCAAUGAAGCACGUAAGAUGAAAUUGUCGAAUACCGAAAAAUGGUGGCGUAAUGCUGUUCUCUGGGAAUUUUGUGAACUUGACCGAACACAUGAUAACGCAGUGAAUAACGAAGAAUUGGCACGUUUCGUUCGAUCACUUAAAGUACUUGAACAUUGUAUUCAACCGUUUCUGGAUCAUUGUGACACAGACAAUGACAACAAAAUCUCCUCAGAUGAAUGGGGUACAUGUCUUGGUUUAGACAAGGAAGAUACAACUUUCUUGAAAACAUUCUGUUCACAAUAA
Messenger RNA from Adineta ricciae, 810 nucleotides. NCBI's taxonomy places the organism in Eukaryota, Metazoa, Rotifera, Eurotatoria, Adinetida, Adinetidae. The record is from the annotation of a GenBank genome assembly.